Molecule: messenger RNA, 1530 nt
Organism: Aspergillus oryzae RIB40
Lineage: Eukaryota; Fungi; Ascomycota; Eurotiomycetes; Eurotiales; Aspergillaceae
Product: putative choline transport protein
Exons: 3
Coding region: 1-1530 (509 amino acids)
Biological process (GO): transmembrane transport
Cellular component (GO): membrane
Molecular function (GO): transmembrane transporter activity
Source: RefSeq, a predicted model, not a curated record
AUGGCAGCUGCGGAGGGGCAAGAGCCAAAAAAAGCGGGAGCUAUCGAAUCGGCGGCGGAGGACCAGUCACCGGGAGAAUUGAUUAAUGCAUCCGGACAUCGUCAGGAACUCGACCGGAACUUCAGUUUGCUAAGUAUUUGUGCCGUGGCUGUUACGACCGGAAAUACAUGGAUCGCACAAGGAGGCAGUGUUCAUCGGGAAUGCCUUCGGCCAGUGGUGGUACGUUUAACAAUGAUCUUAUGUCGCUCGAUUCAAUGUGGUUUCGCUAAUAUCAAGUCAGUGUACCACUGGGCCUCCAUCACAGCGGGGAAGUAUGGCCGAGCAUGCGGUUUUUUCGCGGGCUUCUGGAACUGUCUGGCCUGGAUCCUCGGUGCUGCUUCUAUGUCUGCUAUUUUGGGACAGCAGACUGUCUCCAUGUAUGCCCUGAUGCAUCCCGGAUUCGUGCCCCAGUCGUGGCACAUAUUUGUCAGCUUUAUCAUCUGUACAUGGCUUUGCUGCGCCAUCGUCCUUUUCAUGAACCGGUUUCUCCCGCAUAUCGGCAACCUUGGAAUGUUCUUCAUCCUUGCGGGUGUGUUCAUUACAAUCAUUGUCUGUGCCGUCAUGCCCCAUGUGAACGGUACUGGCUACGCAUCAAAUUCGGAUGUGUGGCGUACUUGGCAAAACGGUACUGGAUAUUCUAGCGAGGGAUUUGUCUUCGUUGCCGGUAUGCUCAAUGGUGCUUACAGCGUGGGCACGCCUGACUGUUCGACCCAUCUUGCAGAGGAGAUCCCCAGACCGAGUCGGAACAUCCCCAAGGCCGUCCUCGCCCAGAUGACGGUCGGUUUUAUUACCGGCGUCCUCUACAUGGUUGCAGUGUUCUACUCGAUUACCGAUCUAGAUGCAGUUAUCUCAAGCGUCUAUGGCUUUCCUCUAGCCGAAAUCUAUCAUCAGGCGACGGGGUCUAGGGGAGGAGCCCUUGGUUUACUCAUUGUGGCUUUUCUCCCAACCGUUGUUACAUGCGCCGGCUGUUAUAUCACUGCUGGCCGUACUCUGUGGACCAUCUCCCGCGAUAGAGCGACUCCGUUCUCCGGCUGGCUUGCGCGCAUCAACACCCGUAUGCACAACCCUUUCAAUGCUACUCUUGUUUGUGGUGUGAUCGUCACAAUCCUCGCCUGUAUCUAUGUCGGCUCCACCACCGCCUUCAACGCUUUCGUCGGCUGCUUCGUGCAAUUGUCCAGUCUUUCCUACUGCGCCGCCAUUCUUCCACACCUUUUAACUCGUCGUUCUACAUUCACCCCGGGCCAUUUCUGGAUGGGGCGCAUUGGCUAUGUUAUUAACGCCUUGUCCUGCAUCUAUAUUCUCGCUUUUGUCGUGAUCUUCUGCUUCCCGUAUGCUUUGCCCACCGACGCGGCUUCGAUGAAUUACGCUAGUCUGCUGACCGGAGGAUUGACAAUAUUUGUGACCAUCUGGUGGCUCUUCCGGAUGAGAUCCUAUGAAGGACCGAAAUUCGUCCCUUUGACAGACAAGGUGUUGAUGGAUGACGCUAAAUAA